Molecule: messenger RNA, 4433 nt
Organism: Phacochoerus africanus (Common warthog)
Lineage: Eukaryota; Metazoa; Chordata; Mammalia; Artiodactyla; Suidae
Gene: SLC25A25
Product: solute carrier family 25 member 25
Exons: 10
Coding region: 1129-2634 (501 amino acids)
Biological process (GO): transmembrane transport
Cellular component (GO): mitochondrial inner membrane
Molecular function (GO): calcium ion binding; ATP transmembrane transporter activity
Source: RefSeq, a predicted model, not a curated record
CUUCUCCCUUAGCCUCGCUCCUCACCCACCCCCUCCUACAGAGGAUAGGCUGGGCUUGUCCAAGGCCAAGCACCAGGCCUUUGGUAACCCCCCUCGUUACGCAAACUGCGUAGGGCCCAGCUCCGACUCGCUCAGCCGCUGCCAGCCAGCUGCGUAAUGGCUUCCUGAAUCUGCCUCUUCCGCCGGGAUGUGCGGAGAUCCGCCCACUUCCCCUCUUCCCGCCUCCCAGAGCUUCUCCAGGGGACCCACCCUCCCGGUUGGCCGAGGCUCACAGAUUACGUCGCUCACUGGUUCUUUCCAUCUGUCAUUCAACCAAGGGCCCGCCUGUUUACUGAAAUUGGGCUGAUGAUUGGUCUAAAGGCGUGUCUGUCGCUACAGAGCGCUCCACCUAAUCUAGCCUUAAUUCAUUUCCAUUGGAAAAUAGUCAUGUCGUUCAAUCAUCAGUUUUACGAGUUUUGCGCCGUUAAAUUCAGCUCUUUUAUUUGCGGUUUAGGGAGUUAGAUUACCAAAACUCGGCCUCCUGAGGAUCUCUAGUGCUUGCGGCCUUGAGGUGUUGGCCAAUUAAUUUUUAAUUCCAUCCAGGUGCGCAAAUUCUGCCUUGCAAGCGCAUCUCACAGUUGCUCCUCACGUAAAUCCUACUUCCCACCGGAUAUUACAAUCUCUACGAAUAGGACAGCUCCUCCAAUCUUUACGAUUCCUUCAUCUAAACCACGUUUCUCAAUGGAAAUAUGACACGGGACCUUCUGCCUGCCAAUCACAAGACUUGUGCCUAUCACAGCGUGACUUCCUCUCUCGGCCGGACCCAGCCAAUCCCCACCUCCCUCAGUUUGAAUCGGCCCCUGGCUGAGCGGAGAUCGCCCCGCCCUCUCCAUUGAUCUGGGUAAGUCCAGGGCCGCGUAGGCAGUUCUUGGGGAGGCUCCGCCUCUCUAGGUGGCCGUCCGGGUCUAUGACUGGCGGGCGUCGUGCCUGGGGGCGUGACCAUCCAGGCGGCGAGAGGCGGGGCCGGGCUCCCGGAAGCCGCCCAUCCGGCCAGUUUGCCGGCAUCCCUGAGCCCGCGCUCAGUGUCUGGGGACACCCGCGUAUCUUUCGUGCUCUCCCCGCCGGCCCGUUGCCCCUGCCUCGCGCCCGAUGGUGAGCAGUGUGUUGUGCCGCUGCGUGGCUUCCCCGCCGCCGGACGCCGCCGCCGCCGCCUCUUCGUCCGCCUCGUCGCCGGCGUCUGUAGACCCGUGCGGCGGCGCCGUCUGCGGGGGCCCGGACCACCAGCUGCGCCUGUGGAGCCUCUUCCAGACUCUCGACGUCAACCGCGACGGCGGCUUGUGUGUCAACGACUUAGCAGUGGGGCUUCGGCGCCUGGGACUGCACCGCACCGAGGGCGAGCUCCAGAAAAUCGUACAAGCUGGCGACAAAGACCUCGACGGGCAGCUAGACUUUGAAGAGUUUGUCCAUUAUCUCCAAGAUCACGAGAAGAAGCUGAGGCUGGUCUUCAAGAGUUUGGACAAAAAGAACGAUGGACGCAUCGAUGCCCAAGAGAUCAUGCAGUCUCUGCGGGACCUGGGAGUCAAGAUAUCUGAACAGCAGGCAGAAAAAAUUCUUAAGAGCAUGGACAAAAACGGCACGAUGACCAUCGACUGGAACGAGUGGCGAGACUACCACCUCCUGCAUCCCGUGGAAAACAUCCCGGAGAUCAUCCUCUACUGGAAGCACUCCACGAUCUUUGAUGUGGGUGAGAAUCUGACAGUCCCCGAUGAAUUCACGGUGGAGGAGAGGCAGACGGGGAUGUGGUGGAGACACCUGGUGGCCGGCGGCGGGGCGGGGGCCGUCUCCAGAACCUGCACAGCCCCCCUGGACAGACUCAAGGUGCUCAUGCAGGUCCACGCCUCCCGCAGCAACAACAUGUGCAUCGUGGGUGGCUUCACCCAGAUGAUUCGGGAAGGAGGGGCCAGAUCACUCUGGCGGGGCAACGGCAUCAACGUCCUCAAGAUUGCCCCCGAGUCGGCCAUCAAAUUCAUGGCCUAUGAGCAGAUCAAGCGUCUCGUGGGGACUGACCAGGAGACUCUGAGGAUUCACGAGAGGCUGGUGGCAGGGUCCUUGGCAGGAGCCAUCGCCCAGAGCAGCAUCUACCCGAUGGAGGUCCUGAAGACCCGGAUGGCUCUGCGCAAGACGGGCCAGUACUCGGGCAUGCUGGACUGUGCCAGAAAGAUCCUGGCCCGCGAGGGCGUGGCCGCCUUCUACAAAGGCUACGUUCCCAACAUGCUCGGGAUCAUCCCCUAUGCUGGGAUAGACCUCGCCGUCUACGAGACACUCAAGAACGCCUGGCUGCAGCGCUACGCAGUGAACAGCGCAGACCCCGGCGUGUUUGUGCUCCUGGCCUGUGGCACCAUGUCCAGCACCUGUGGCCAGCUGGCCAGCUACCCGCUGGCCCUGGUCAGGACCCGGAUGCAGGCCCAAGCCUCGGUCGAGGGCGCUCCGGAAGUGAGCAUGAGCAGCCUCUUCAAACAGAUCCUGCGGACCGAGGGGGCCUUCGGCCUGUACCGGGGGCUGGCCCCCAACUUCAUGAAGGUGAUCCCGGCCGUGAGCAUCAGCUACGUGGUGUACGAGAAUCUGAAGAUCACCCUGGGCGUGCAGUCGCGGUGACGGGAGGGGGGGCAGCCCGCCCGCGGACUCACUGAUCCUGGGCCUGCAGCCCUGGGAUGUAUCGCCAUCUCAUUCUGUGAAUGUGCCAACACUAAGCUGACUUAAGCCAAGCUGUGAAAACCCUGGGAUGCGCCUGCAAAGGGGGUGGGGCGAGCCGCAGGCCCACUGGGUGUGUCCUGCUGACCCUGGCCGACCCUCACGUUCUUUCCGGGGAAGACCUAUGGGUAUUCCUCAGGGACCAGGGCUCAGCAGGACACGGGCUCGCGCGCGCACAGGGACAGAAUGUUUCCUGCAGCACCUGCCCAGAAGCACGGCUGGGGGGCCGGCUUAGUUCUUCCAUCGCAUCCUCGCAGCCAGCCGGCUGACACAGGCCGCCUUCUGGCCUGCCGAGCGUUUGCCCCCGGGCCCACCUUGCUUCCUUCCUCGCUACUGUUGGAAAUGGUAGGAGGAGGGCCACCAGCCCACUCCCCAUGCCGCUCCCCACCCUCAGUCCGCCAGGCGGGCUCCGGCUUCUGAGCGGCCCUGCUGAUGGGCACCCGGGUGGCGCAUGCAUGAGGGGCGAGAGGCUGCCCGGCAUCUUGGCGCAUGGCUUUGCGGGUCCUGGAACCCAGACGGCCUCUGCUCCCUGCGCUCCCGGGGCUCUGAGCUGGCCCCGGACGCUGUCAGGCCUGGCACCAGCUCAGAAUCAACUCCCUCUCCCCUCGCUGGUAUGAGGGCAGCAGGCAUCGUGUUGGAGCAGGACAGGCAGUUGCUGCCCGGUGGCUGUGGGUCCUGGCGGGAGAAGGAAAAGGCGUUCAAGGCCUUAAUUUUGUAUCGUUGGGCAAAGGGUUUGGUUCAGAAAGACAAGCUGGACAAAGGUGCAGUUCCGCGUUCUUCCAAAGGGAAGAGCAGGGAGCCGGUGGCUCGGCUGAUGGCAUUAACGUCUGUUUCUGCCGCGCCGGGGGAUUCGUGUCCAAUCCCCACGGGGGCAAAGUGGGACCAGCCUCACAUUCCACUGCUUCAACGUAUCUCACUGCUUGGAGCCUAUUUAUUUCGUAUUUAUUUAACAGAGUUAUGUCCUAACUAUUUUUAUAGAUUUGUUUAAUUAAUAGCCUGUCAUUUUCAAGUCCAUUUUUUAUUCGUAUUUAUGUUCACGGUUGAUUGUACCUUCCCAACACCUGCAAGGUGGGGUGGGGAGAGGAAGGAGGGGGGCCGUGGGAGUGACGUGACCCUUCUCGCCACGACCGUCGUGUCUGUCCAAAGAAAUUCCUCUCGGAACUGGUGACAGAAGAAAGGCAAGAAGGCAGAAGGGCCCUGACCACAGAGGAAGCCCUUUGGCAGGUCCGGCCGGGGCCAGCACCCAGGAAGCUUCCGGACCCAAGGGUUUGCCUAGGAGGUGGGAAGCGUGGGAGAAAUGUCAGCCCUGAAGACAGAUGUCCAAACCAUUUCUUGCACUGGGAGGAUUUCUUCAUUCACCCUCUCGAAUGACAGGACAGUGAGGUGCCCAUCACUGUGAGUUUGGGGUGGGGGCCGGAGGAGAGGGCAGCGGGCUCCCCACCUGUACCUGUGAAACGGGCUCCUCUCUGUCCGGGGCCCCACUGCCCCUGCUCAGUAAUGCUGGUCAGCGUGCAGCUGUGCAGUCAUCCCUCUGUUGCACCGGAAUGGUCUGAUGAGGACAAUUUAAAUAGGAUGCAAAGAUCAAUGCAAAAAUUACUGUUAUAUAUAAAUAGUUAUAACUGGAAUUGGUGACAAAGCGAAUUAAGAAAGAAUUGGAAGUUGUCAUUGAAAACAGCCUUCUAAUAAAGUUGUUUCGAAGCAGA